Pygocentrus nattereri (red-bellied piranha) is the source of this 2097-nucleotide messenger RNA. RefSeq names its product NADH dehydrogenase [ubiquinone] flavoprotein 1, mitochondrial-like. The transcript is spliced from 11 exons. Gene Ontology annotation, molecular function: NAD binding; NADH dehydrogenase (ubiquinone) activity; FMN binding. Gene Ontology annotation, biological process: mitochondrial electron transport, NADH to ubiquinone. Bases 129 to 1577 code for a protein of 482 amino acids. The record is from RefSeq and is a predicted model, not a curated record. NCBI's taxonomy places the organism in Eukaryota, Metazoa, Chordata, Actinopteri, Characiformes, Serrasalmidae.
AGCCCUACCUAUCCAACUCAUGCCACACUGCUGGUCCUCUGUUAGGCGCUGGUUUUCUGGAAUGCUCAGCUGUAGCUGGAUGUUUCUGACUUUCUGGAAGAAGUGACCAAGGUUGAAUACGUCUGCCAAUGAUGCUGUUGCUGAGACGGUCAUUCACCUGGACAGGAGGGCGGUCUGCAGGGUUGAUUCUAUACAACUCCACACCUGCAGGACGAAGCCUGACCACUAAUGCCAAGCAACAGGAAAAACCAAAGAAAAUUAAAUUUGGGCCCCUGAGUGACCAAGACAGAAUUUUCACUAACCUGUAUGGUCGCCAUGACUGGAGACUGAAGGGGGCGCUGAAGAGAGGAGACUGGUAUAAGACCAAAGAAAUCUUGCUGAAGGGCCCUGAGUGGAUCUUAAAUGAAGUGAAGGUUUCAGGGCUGAGGGGGAGAGGCGGAGCUGGCUUCCCUACCGGGAUGAAGUGGAGCUUCAUGAACAAACCAAGUGAUGGCAGGCCUAAGUACCUGGUGGUAAAUGCAGAUGAAGGUGAGCCGGGUACCUGUAAAGAUCGAGAAAUCAUGCGUCAUGACCCUCAUAAGCUGGUGGAGGGCUGUGUGGUGGCAGGCAGAGCAAUGGGAGCGCGUGCUGCCUACAUCUACAUUCGCGGAGAAUUUUACAAUGAGUCCUCCAACCUGCAGGUGGCAAUUAAGGAAGCGUAUGCUGCAGGGUUGAUAGGGAAGAAUGCGUGUGGCUCUGGAUACAACUUUGAUGUGUUUGUAAUGCGGGGUGCAGGAGCGUACAUCUGUGGAGAGGAGACGGCUCUCAUUGAGUCCAUCGAAGGCAAGCAGGGCAAACCACGUCUAAAGCCACCAUUCCCUGCUGACAUAGGUUUGUUUGGGUGUCCAACAACAGUUGCUAAUGUUGAGACAGUUGCUGUAGCACCAGCCAUAUGUCGUCGAGGAGGCGCAUGGUUUGCCAGUUUUGGGCGCGAGAGAAACUCAGGAACGAAGCUGUUCAAUAUCUCUGGGCAUGUAAACACACCAUGCACAGUGGAGGAGGAGAUGUCCAUCUCUCUGAGAGACCUCCUUGAGAGACAUGCAGGUGGUGUGAGGGGUGGCUGGGAUAACCUGCUGGGUGUGAUUCCUGGUGGCUCGUCCACUCCCAUCAUCCCUCGCUCUGUCUGUGAUGAUGUGAUGAUGGACUUUGAUGACCUUGUCAGGGCUGAGACCGCUCUGGGUACUGCUGCAGUCAUAGUCAUGGACAAAUCAACUGAUGUGAUCAGAGCUAUUGCUCGACUGGUGGAGUUUUACAAACAUGAGAGCUGUGGCCAGUGUACCCCCUGCAGAGAGGGGGUGGACUGGAUGAACUCCAUAAUGUGGCGCUUUGUGAAAGGAGAUGCUCGCUCCUCUGAGAUUGAUAUGAUCUGGGAGCUUAGCAAGCAGAUAGAGGGUCACACCAUCUGUGCGCUGGGCGAUGGGGCUGCCUGGCCUGUUCAGGGUUUGAUCCGGCACUUCCGGCCAGUGAUGGAGCAACGCAUCUCUAAGUUCAAAGCAACAAAUCCCAAAGAGGCCGAGAAGAGGAGAGAGGUCAUUUAGAGGCUGAUUUGAAGAUAGCUUGUAGAUGUGUGUAGAUGCCAUACAUAAAGUGUAGGAGUUUCAGAAGCCCACAGACGCAUCAUUAUCUUCAGCACUUUAUUUAUGGUUAUACUGUAUGUUUAACUAUUUUUAUGGCUGUACACUACUGAGCUAUGCUGUAGUUUACUAAAUUAUUCAAAAUUGCACAUUUUUUCAUGAUUGUAGCUUUUUGUGGGAGGGAUCUGAGCUUUCAUAUGAAAUCCGACGUUAUAAGUUUGGGGCCUCAUGAUCCAGCUGUGUGGGUCUGAAAUUUCAUAUGGAAUAUUUAGUUUGGGGACCUGGUCUACAGUCCAAGGUCCCACAGGAGAUGGGCCUCUUUCUCCCUCUCUCUCUCACUUCCAAAUAAGAUGGUCAUUUAAUCAAUUCCAUGUCUUAUUUUCAUGUAAACCACUGGGAUAUAAAAUCAGGCAGUCAGAGCCGUUUUCUUCAGAGGUGUUUUUUGGCUUCAACCUCGCACAAGCAAAACCAUGGUGCUCGAUUU